GUCACGUGGCCGCCAGGCUGGAUCAGCUGACAUUAUUAGCCUGCUAGCUUCUCCUUUCGACGCUCCUCCGUCGUCCCUCCGCUAGAUAGCUCUCCCUCGGCCAUUAGAACUCCUUUUAUAUCUUCUCUGGCCUCUUAUUGCCACAAGUGAGACAGGGCUCGUCCGCUUGUUUGCUCGCACUCCGCCGAAUCGAUGCUGCUGGAGUGGAUGAUGAACGGACACGCCAUUCUUUACACCGGCCUGACUUUGGCCUUCUGGACCACCAUCCUGGUCGUCGGUUUAUGCUACACUAUAUUCGAUCUAGGAUUCCGCUUUGAUGUGGCAUGGUUCCUCACAGAAACCUCACCCUUCAUGUGGGCCAAUCUGGGCAUCGGCUUGGCCAUCUCGCUGUCUGUUGUAGGAGCAGCUUGGGGAAUCUACAUCACUGGCUCCAGCAUCAUUGGAGGAGGUGUCAAGGCUCCCCGAAUUAAAACCAAGAAUUUAGUCAGCAUCAUUUUCUGUGAAGCCGUUGCCAUCUACGGCAUCAUCAUGGCCAUUGUCAUCAGCAACAUGGCCGAGAACUUCAGUGGAACGACUCCUGAGACCAUCGGGGCCAGGAACUACCAAGCUGGUUACUCCAUGUUUGGGGCGGGUCUGACUGUGGGCUUCUCCAACCUCUUCUGUGGCAUUUGUGUGGGCAUCGUGGGCAGCGGGGCGGCGCUGGCAGACGCCCAGAACGCCAGCCUCUUCGUCAAAAUCCUCAUUGUGGAAAUCUUCGGGAGCGCCAUCGGCCUGUUCGGUGUUAUUGUAGCCAUUUUGCAGACGUCAAAAGUAAAGAUGGGCGACUAGAAGAAGUGUCGGCGACACCAGGAGGUGGACCACUACGACUCUGCUGGAAAAUAAAAUGGAUUAUUGUGUAAAUACAGCAUAAAUUAUUUGAAUGUUCUCUCCGCUGUGUAAACCAUUAUUUAAAAGAAGAGGUGCACAAACUGUGUGUCGUACUGAAUGGUGGUUUAAAAAAACCCACGCUACAGUAUUUGACGUGUGUGUGUGUGUGUGUGUGUGUGUGUGUGUGUGUGUGUGUGUGUGUGUGUGUGUGUGUGUGUGUGUGUGUGUGUGUGUGUGUGUGUGUGUGUGUGUGUGUGUGUGUGUGUGUGUGUGUGUGUGUGUGUGUGUGUGUGUGUGUGUGUGUGUGUGUGUGUGUUCCUGUGAUGUGCGUGUUGUGUUCAUGACUUGCCUGGUCUGUUCCUUUUCUUUCCUGUUGAGCUUUCAUCUUAACCUGAAGACUUUUCACAAGAAAAGAUGAGAUGAUGGAGUUGUGAUUGUUUACAGCUAUGUCCAAAUUUGCAUAAAAAGUUAGAAUAGUGUAAACAUCCAUUUUUGAAACCUUUUUUCUUUUACAAAUGUCCAUCAUUACAUGCAGAACUGUACUUAAUUGGAGUCUUUCCUUUUGUACAUCAAUAUUCAUUCCAAUGGAUCUUUAGCUUCUGCUCAUUGUUUUGUGUUAUUGUCAAAUAAACUUUAGUUUUGUGGCUGCUUUUA
This is a messenger RNA of Entelurus aequoreus (snake pipefish), 1521 nucleotides long. It is a transcript of the gene atp6v0b, whose product is annotated as ATPase H+ transporting V0 subunit b. The coding region runs from base 193 to 828 and encodes 211 amino acids. Gene Ontology annotation, molecular function: proton-transporting ATPase activity, rotational mechanism. The transcript has 8 exons. Lineage: Eukaryota; Metazoa; Chordata; Actinopteri; Syngnathiformes; Syngnathidae. The record is from RefSeq and is a predicted model, not a curated record. Gene Ontology annotation, biological process: proton transmembrane transport. Gene Ontology annotation, cellular component: proton-transporting V-type ATPase, V0 domain.